AUGGAGCCUAAGUCACGGAGUGCAGGCAUAGCUCCGUUUGCAUCAGUGGAGGACCUGAGUGACGAACAGGAGCACGAUAGUCCGGGGGCCGGGGACAAGCACCGCCUCACACUGCCGGGGGUCAAGGAGGAAGCGGGGGUUAAGUCCCCGAGGAUGGGGGUUCCCACGCCACGCAUCGACAUUUCCCGUGCCAGCAGUUCUUCUCAUCAGGAUGACAGCAGUCCUGAGAGGGAUCUAUUCACAGGAGGUGCGGAGGGAGCCCCUGUCGCAAAACUAGGUCUUGGCUUCACAGAGGAAAUGGCUCAGGAGUUGCGAAAUAGCACAGAGGAGCUGGACUUCCAGGAUCCAACAGAGCUAGAGACUAAGCAACGACGGAGAAAACUGCAUCAACAGCAAGCUGUUAAUAAAUAUGAAUUAGAGAUGCAGGGAGAAAAGGAAGGGAAGGAGCGGAAAGAUUCAGCCUGCAGUGAUACAGGGCUUUUGUACAUUAGUGGUCGUACCAGUCGACUGUCUUCCAUUGGUUCUGCGGCUUCAGGUGGCUCUGCAGCCUCUGGUGGGUCUCAUCUCUCUGCCGCAUCCCACCUCUCUGGAGUUUCCCACUUCUCUGGAGCCUCUCAUAUCUCCGGGACUUCCCAUCUGUCAGCCACAUCCCAGCUCUCUAGAGCGUCACGGUGCUCAUCUCCACACAAGAUGUUGCUGGAAACUUCAUUUUGUGGGCCAAAACCUAUUCCAACUGUUAGUUUAGAAGCAGAAUAUCCUCCUAAAGAUAGUGUUGAAGCUACAUUAUUAGCAAGAAAGACUGAUCCGACUGGUGCUGUGCUACCUGUUGAAGAACAUAAAAAUAUGGUAAACGGAAAAACUAGUUUUAGUAAAAAUCAACCAAAGGACAAUUCAAAAUCAACAAAAAGUUCAAGUAGCACCUUAACAGUUGGAAGGGAGCCUAGCAUAAAAUCAAAAACUAGUGAGCGAACAAUAAAAACUCAAAGUGGAAGAGAUAGUAGAAGUAGUUCCUUUAACAGUAAAACAUCUAAUAAUACAGAAAAUAGCAAAGUAAAUUCAACACUUCCAUCAAAAAUUGAAGAUGAAAAGACCGCACCACAUCAUAGGAAAGAGCCUCCAAGAUUGCCUCCUGAUGCCAAGUUCAUCUCUCUACAUGAUGACAUUGAAGAGCCUGUCGCUGCUAAGAAAACUUUACCUCUAGACAGUGGGUCAAGAAUCAUUUCUCUUCACGGAGAUGAUGAACCUGUUGUUAAAAGUGGUUCAAAGAAAAGUCUACCUUUAGAUCCUAAUUCAAGAAUUAUUUCAUUACAUAGUGACGAUCCACCUCAACCAGCUAAAGCUCAAGUGACAAGUACAAGCAAACGGAAAACACCGGUAAAGGAAAGUAAUACAAGAACUCUACCAGUACGCAAGACAGAAGUAAAAGCAGCACCUGUCAAUACCAGUAAAAGAAAACAACCAAUAAAAUAUGAAGGUGACACAAUAUUUAUACCUCUCACAGGUGAUGAAACACCAAUAGUUUUAAGUGGAGGAGGUAAAACUCCAAUAACUUUAGAAGGAGAUUCAAGAAUUAUACCCCUUCAUGGAUCUCCAGAAGAACCAACAGAAAAAAUAAACAAAAAGACAGAAAAACUAGUUUUAGAUAAAGAUUCAAGAAUAAUACCAUUAAAAGGUGAUGAAAUAGAAAUUCAUACUACUAUUAUAAAAUCUAAGAAUGGUGAUCAACAACCUAGAGUAACACAGCCAAGAAAAAAGCCAACAAUACCUCCUGAUGCCAGUGCAGUUAUUAUUCCAUUACAUGGUGAUGAGGAAAUAGUGGCUUUAGAAAUUGAGACUGAUAGACCAUCCUCACCAGAGUAUGGGAUAUAUAUUCCUCUUAAAGGGCCAGAACUGGCUGAUUACUCAAAAAAAACUCAAUCAGGAAGUAAACCAAAAACCAAACAUGAACCGAUUACGAAACCAACUAAAUUAGAUAUAAAAACAAAAGGUAAAACUCAUAAGACCUCACCAUCACCAUCAGUAGAAUCAAAAUCAGUAAAAAAGAAGGGAGAUGAUGAAUUGGUUAAAUUUAUUUCUCUUCAUGCGGAUGAAUCUGAGAGAAAACCGUUAAAAGUAGAGGUAACAGAAGAUUUUUUGGACGAAAAAUAUGAUUUAAAAGCAAAUGAGUUUCGGUCAAAAUCUGCAAGUCCCGUUUGUCAAGCAGAAAUACAGUCAAUACAGCACACAUACUUUAAGCCAGAUGAUUCGAGCGCGUACUCAAGAAAACAUUCAACAAGCAGCUGUAGAAGUCCAGAGUUUGAAGGAGCAAAAGUAAAACCUGCAACUCUAGAUCUAACACAAAUAGUAAGACCAUCAAGACCAGUUCAGAGUUUAACACAAUUAACUAGAGAUGAGUCUAGAACUCCUUCUCCAGCUACAUCUAUGUCUAGAAGUUCACUCUUCCGUAGAAGUUCAGAGUCCUCAAGCAGCACAAAGAGUAGAGCUUCAGUUUCAUCAGAAUUCAAAACAAGAAAAGAUUCUAAAAAUAAGUCUGUGUUCACUUCAUUAUUCAAGAAAGGUAGUAGAGAUUCUAUUAGAAGAAAAAGUGAAUCUUCAGAAAAAACUAGUUCAAUGGAUCCAAGACUUACCAAAGUCGAGUUCACCUUUAAUCAACAGGAUCACAGCCGGGAAGGAGAAACUAUCAUCAUUCCACUCCACUCCCCUGAUAGUGUGCCUCCACCCCUGGUAGUGGCCCCUGAUACACCCCCAGAACCCCCCGAGCUGACAGCUGAGACAGUCCAGUCUAUCUCAGAAGUUGUAGCUGCUAUAGAAGAACUUAAAUCCCAGCCGUUAAUCUCACCAGUGCCUACACCCACUAGUUCCAGUUUCAAAAAGAAGGAGGAGGCUGUUGUAGAAAUAAUAGUGAAAACAGAGCCUAGAAUAGAAAUAGCAACAGAUAUAGCAGAAGAAACUGUAGAGAAGAGGGAAGAAGAAAAGGAGAUUGUAGAAGAAGCUAUUUUAGAAGUAAAAAUUAAAAAUGAAUUAGAUGUGCAACCAACUCUUGAUGUGGACAUCAGUCCCAGAUCAGAAACGAGUGGAGGAAGCACAAAAACACAAUUGGAAGCUCCAUUCGAGAAGCAAGAAUCGGACAAAAAGUCAGACUCUGAGACUAUAAAAACAGGAUCAGAAGAAAGGAGAUCUUCGGAAUCGGAGCCAGACUCAGACGCAGUGCCUAUACCCACGGACCAGACAGCAGAAGAUGAUCAUGAGCGCAAGGGGUUAUUCCAUCAACCAGAGUCUCUGGAUGAUGAACUGCCUUAUGUGCCAACCACCCUGCCUCAAGAGAGGCCUGUAGCACACCCCAUCAUUCCAGUGAAACAGCGUGUGGCAGAAGUAAAAACGUUUCCGAUUGAUCGCCCUCGCUCUACAACUCCUAUCAACCCUUCCACUUUAGAUGAUUAUGUUUCCAGUCCACAUGAAGAGAUUGUUGUCAGCUCUAAAGAGAAAAUGCAAAUUGUAUUACCAAGCAGAACAGAAUCAUUAAGAGAAAGCCGCUCCAAGAGUCCUCACCGACCGACAGCCAAACCUUGGACUCACUUCGCGGAGCAGGGUCUGCAGAGUCCACGAGAGCUGAGACGAGUCGCCUCCCCCUCUCCACCUCCACCUCUACCUCCCCGUGCAACCCCUACCCCCACCACACCUUGGGUUUGCUUCGACGAGGUGCCCGAGAGGCGUCGCACACCCAAGCGUAUUACCACCCUUCCCUCCGCACAGCCAUCGUCUGCUGUUGUCUACAGCUACGUCAACCCAGAGGAGUGUAGCUGUGAAUGCCAUGAGACUCAGGGUGUGCCGCGAGUGAAUGGUGCGCAGUGCUCCGACAGUGGUGCGCAUUGCCAAUAUAAGGAUCCAUACAGGACCUAGUUACAUAUACGCUUACAGAGUAUAUAUUCCCUGUUGAUCUGACAAAUAUUUAUUGUCUAAUGUUGUUCAAUUUAUGUUAAGCAAUAAAUUAUCACAACCUUGUUUUUUAAUGUCGAAUAUGUUCUUGUAUAAGAUGUUUCCAGGUGUAUUACCACAUAUUGUUAAGUGCAUAGAAUAAACUAAAUACAAGAGAUAAUCAAGGAAUAGUGAUUAAGUGUUACAUCUUGUGAAUUGAGAAAUUGUUUGGAGUACAAUAUUUCUUAGUUCACUACAGUGCAAUGACAGCUGGAAACCAUUUCAAAGAUUAAAACAAUCCAGUAUUUAACUGCCUAAUCACUUGGUUUUAGUUAUUAACAUGUUGUGUCAGUAUUAAUACUAUGUUUAAAAUUGAAGCAAAUUAAAACAAGGACUUUCCAGAAAAUCGAAAUUAAAGUUACACUUAGAAAAUGGUGAAAUAGUUACACAACCUAGCCAUUUAGCAAAAUAUAUGCAUUUUACAAUAAAUGCAUGGUAUCCUUUAAAAACAUUGUGUGUUGUUUAUAAUAAUACUCAUUAAAAAUAUAUUACAAUAAAAAAUUAUCAUCAUCAAAAAAUUAACAUCAAGUGAAAUGUAGACAGUUAACACUUUCACUGCUGACAACAGUGAAGUAAACAAUAGUGUAAUGAAACAAGAAUUUUGUGAACUAGUCUUGUUUACAAAUUGGAUCAUUAAACAGUAUCUUGUUUAUCAUUUAACUCACUUAGUUUUACUACAAAUUUAAAUAGGAUUUUCUAUGAAUAUACUAUACACAACAUGUUUUAGAUCAAACAUGAAACAUGUUUUGAGUUUAAAUAAUGUAUCCUUCUUGAGAAUAAAGCUUCAGAAUAACAUAUAUCAUAUUUUUUAUAUGGUAUAUGGUUAAAUUACAAAAUUUAAAUUUUUUUUAGUAACUGUCUGUUCUCCAAGGGUUUUAAGAACCAGCAGUAAAAGUGUUAAUCUGUUGAACUCGAUAAACAACAAUGGUGACAGUAAUCACUAGAGAACUGAAAGGGUUAAUGAUAUAAUUAGUUGAAAUCAAUUGAUUAUUGUCAAUAACUCAGUAAAAACGUUUUCCAAUUUUCACAUCUUUCUAACAAGAAAAUGUCUUACUACUUUAAAAUAUGAACAUACCAAAUGUAAAGUUUGUAUAAAACAUACAAACUAAUGUUCCAACACUAAUGAACACUAACUCAUUCACUAACACUAAUGUGUUAGUGAGUUAGUUUUAGCUGUUUUGAUGUGAUGGGAAUAUAAAACUUCUAUUACAAUGGAGGAUGGGGAUACAGCAGUAACAAAUCUAUCCUCUUAAAAUGUGUUUUUUUUUAUUUAAUCCAAAAGCUUUAAGUUAGAGCUUUAUUUUUCAAAAAUGUUACAUUCAAAUAUGACAUAUAUUUUUAAGCCACAAGCAUUGAAAGAACUUUGAUGUCAUACUCACUUCAAGUUCCAGUUGGAAUCUCAGUAUAUUUCAUCCAAUUGAGAUAUUUCAAUACUUCAAUUCUCAUACCCUCUGUGUUCAACCAUCAUCUGAAAAUCCUUGUUCUCAAAUUUAUUAAAAAAUCACUUUUACAAUAAUUGUACAUUUCUCUAGCUCAAAUUCUGGUAACUCACAUUUUUUCAAAGUAUCUAUUGAACAGGAGAAGUGUACUAAAUUAUGUAUUUAUUAACGCACCCUGCAUCCUGUAAGGUGCAUUUAAAAGAAUUAAAAAUAUAAAACAUUAAAAAUUAAAUGUUUUAUUGUUAUUAAAAAAUUGGUAAAUUUUCAUUUCAAAAAUGUCUAUCCAACUAAAUAAAGUCUACUAAUAUUUUCACAUGUAUUUUCGUACUAUAGUGAAAAGUUAUUAUUUCAAACUAAGUAUAAUAGUUUGUGAGUUAUGUUAAUAAUAUAUAUUUUAAGUGAUUUUAAUAUAAAUAAAAAUCUGUAAUAAUAAUAAAACAUUUAAUAGCUGAAGCAUUUCAACAUGUAUUCCAGUGUCAUACCGCAGCAAUGCCACUGUUAUGUAUUUUUUAUUAAUUUUUGUCAAUAUUUUUGUGUAAUGUUUUACAAUUUAGAUUUAACCAGGUGAUGUUGGUACUAUAAAGUUUCAAUAUGGGAAAAAAUUCACUUCUAACUAACAGUAUAAUGGUAGAUAAAUGGGCUGCUUGCAAGGAAAGGGAUGAUGAGCAGUUUACUCUCUAAGUAGUAAGCAUUGCUCAUAGUUGCUUGUCUCUAGAUCAUCAUUCUUCAAAAGCUUACUAUUUUGAAUCUUAAGAGGUUUUCUGUGAUACCAUGCAUGAUCAGAGGAUAUAAAACUGUUUUUUGUUCAGAAACAAUGUUUUGGAAUUAUUAUGCAUUAUACGAGUAACUAUAAUAAAAAAGCAAAUACGUAUAUUUUUGUAACUUAAUUAUUUAGAUUUACUAGUUAUGACGUGAGUUAAGAAUGAUGGUGUGUGAAUAUACUCAUAAUUGGAAUGGUGGAAGCUGUCUCCCAUCACUACUGGUAGUUUAAAUACCUAUAUGAAAUAAAAAGUUGACAAUCAACACUCUUGAUCAACACUUGUAACUGUCUGUAAAUAAAGGUAAUCAUCUGUUUUAUAUUUCCAACGGCAAAAAUUCAGAAAUGCUAUGAAUAACCACUGUAAUACAGUUUGAGGUACUGGACUGAGAUGUUUUUAGAACAGCUAAUACAGUUGGCUACCUAUUAACUGCCCUAUGAUCAACCAUCCAUUGGAUUAACCAACCCUUUCCAUGAAGACAUGAUUAAACUUGACUUCUGCCGUGGCAAUAACAGACGGUCGAAAAAACAAAUGAGUUACGUGUCUCUGUUUUUAAACGUGUUAGUGUUUUGUUACUGCCUUUUACAAGUUGCAGUAUUAAGAACAAUGAAUGAUGUCUAUUAUGGAUGAGUAUUGUUGACUUCUGCUUGGUCCCAUCUUGGUUGGUUGAGAGGGAAGCUACUGUAACAGUUGUGAGUAGCAAAACACUACUGCCUCAACUGCAUGUGUGAGUUACCAACAUAAUUCGUACUUGCACAUUUCGCCAUCAGCUUCUUUACUCACUUCGCAACUAACAUUAUGCCUAAAUUAAAUUCCUGUCAUUUGAAUAGCUCCUUUUAAUUUAUCCAUCAUAAAAUCUUUACUAUAUUUAUAACAUAACAAAAAAUUAUUAAUUUUUAUUUGUAAUUUUUUUGUGCAUUGAAAUGUUAUAUAUUAGGUUUCAGUGUAAUUUAUAGUCAAUCUGUGCUCAUAUCCAACAGUCUCAUCACUUUGUUUCAGAAUUCUGUCAGACCGAACUUAAAAUAUACAAAUUGACAAAAUUUAAACUUUUAUGUCUAUGGACAAUCUAAAUCAAUAAAAUGAUCAAACUUCAGUUUGAUAAUAAGAAACUUUUAAACUUAGAAAGUAAGUACUUAAUAAUCUAACAACAGUGUUGUAAUUAUUUCUCAUGGAAAACAAUGUAGUAAUACUAGGUAGCAUGAAAACCCGGUAUUUGGAUGCUAACUAUUGGCCUAAUCACGUAGCAGUCUAAAAGAAAAAUAUGAAUAACUAACAGACAAAUCCUAAAAUGUCAUGUGUAUACUUUUUGGGUUGCAAAUUACAUAAUUAUUUUAACAGAGGUUGCAAAUUAUACUUUUAUUUUUUUUUUAAAUAAAAGUUUUUGAUUUAAACGCUAUUCUUGUACAGUAUGAUAAAGAUAUAUGUAGUGUUGAUAAACUUAUUGUAUUAUUUAUCAAUUCAUAACGGGCAACAUAGACAAAAAUAUUACUCUAGUACUAAUUGACACACAAGAAAUAGACAGAUCCACUGGCAGCAUACAGUAAAGUAUUAAUUGUUUAAAUAGAAUAUUAUAAUUCAACUUCUAUGCAAUUAGUGUUUUAGGUUAUCAAAGAUGAGCUUUCUCUUGUAUCAGUCGACAAUUAUAUUUGUUUCAAAAUACUGGAGCUACACAGCUUAUUUCAUGUCCUACCUAUCAGCUAAAGCUUAAGUUUAUACAAAGUAAUUUUAACUUAAAACUUGGGCUCAAGCUUGGUUGUGUCGCUUGAGUGUUAACAUGUAGUUCUUCCAGUCUCCAAGAGUGCAGUGUCUUUCUGUACCCAAUAUUGUUAUCAGAACCAUACUGUUUUGUUAACAAGAUAAUAAAUUAAUGUUGUUAGAUGAAAAUAAUAUGAAGUUGUUGGUACAAUAAUGGACUGUAUUAUAGUUAGUUACUUUACUUGUUUGUGUUAUACUGAUGAUAAGGUUUAGAUUAGUUGUCCCAGCAUUUUUGUAUAAUCUGUUAACUAAUUAGUUGUUAGUUACUUAACAAAUUGUAAGCAGUAGUUAUGUUUUUGAUCAUGAAUCAUAGAAAAAUCUAUUUUGUUUGAUUAUAAACAUAAUUACAAAUCACUGCCAAUGUAUAUGUAUAUUUAUAUUUGUUAUAAUUUGCAUGUCUAUAAAUUUCCUUUAAGCGGUUUCUUAUUAAUAUUGUGAUGGAAUCAACAAAAUGUAUUGGUAUUGUUGAAAAAUAAUACAUUUAAAGUCUGCAUAUAUAAAUAUGCUAUUAUAUUAAUUCAAAUUCAAAAAUUAUUUCAGUAAUGUUUUUUAACCAUUUGUAAUUAAAUUCAUAAAUUUGAGCUUUCUAGUGUAUAAUACAAAGUUAAAAAAUUUAUUUUUGUGGGUCUGGAAAUACAGAAAAUGAAUGGGCUUGGAGUGAGCUAAUAAUAGGGCAGAGGAAAUUCAAAAUUACCCAUCCUAAUAUUACAUAACUUUCCAAAAUAGAUCAAGUUCAGUAGUAUAACUAUAAAACAGAUUGCAGAACUGUAGUCGAGUCUCAAUUUAUAGAUUACGAUGUAUUCAUGUUCCACAUGAGGCUGGGCUGGUGUUAAGACUUCAAUAAUUUAACCAUUGAGGUUCCUAAUAACCAAGGGGAUGAUUUUAAGUGCUUAAAAAACUGCUUUGAAAUUUUUAAAAACAGUAUAUUUUUAUUUACCUAAUUGCACAUAAUCUGGUCCACUCCUCUGUGAUAUAUAAAUGCUCUUAGUAAUCAUAUUUAACAGAAUUAAAUCAUGUUGUAAAUACAAGUAUGUGGAUUUUAAAAUCUAAAAGUUAAUUCACAAGAAUGAUUUGAAGCUAAAUCUAAUGAAUUAGUCACACAUAAUUAUGUAAUAAAUACAAAAAAAUACAACAAAUACAUAUUACAUAAUAAUAAUAUUUAACUGUGAAAACUAAAAUUCCCGUUUUAAGUAUGAAAACCUAAUUAUCCUUAAACUGAAUUUUGCACUGAUUUUCUGGAUUUUAGUUUUAAAAGACUAUGCAGCAAACAUUGUGUUUCAGUUUGACUAUAGGCAAUGUGAUGUUCUUCUACUAAGGAGCAGUGUAUUGCCAAACACUUCAGCAUUAAGGGCAUAUUGAUCACUCUAACGUAUUACAUGAAAUUUUAAGAAUUUCCAGCUUCAGCAACAGUUCUAGAAAACAGUGAAAAGAACUAACCAGGUCCUCCUGAAGAGACUAACCAUGCUUGUUCAAAGUGCCAAAUACGGCAAAAUGAUCCCUAGAUAUAAGACAGUCAAAAAACAAAUGUUCUACAUUUCCGUUGUGCCUGUGAUCUCUAGAUAUAUCCACUCUGUGAAUAUGUAUCCUCAGGUGUCGAUGUCCUAUGAUUAGGCCUAUUAUCCAAGAAGAUAAAUUUGUUCAUAGAGAGAUCAGAUAUGGCAUCCUAUAAUAAAGUGAAUGAUAAACAUGAUUAUUCAUCCUUACAGCCAUAUUCUUCAUCUUCUUGUAUAUUUAACUAACAUAGUACAAAAUAACAUCUGGGAAUUUCACAGAAUGGUUGUGGUUCUAUUAUGUUUGAUGCUGAGUCCAAGUGUGCCAAAGCAUUAUCCCUUUCAUUUGCCACAAUUCGCUAAUCUGAGAGAGAUGACAUGAAAACAGACUAGCUUCAAGCUAAACAUGAAGGACAACGAUGCUUUCGGAGCUGCCUGGCUAUCAAUGAAAAUGUUUAAUGUCUUGUCCCUAUACUGCAGAUGAAGAUUUUUAUCAUCAUACUCCGUAUCAGGAGUAAACUCUGCUUUGAAAACUAUAGAACAAAUCCAUAGGAACCAGCAGCCUCAUUCAGAGUCCCAUUGAUGAAUUCAGUGACCAUGGUGUUAAACUUACUAGUUACCAAUAUAAUCAUAUAAUUGUGUAAACCUUAUAAUAACAUGUCUGAUGAUCAUUGAUUUUGAGUGUUUAAAGCUAAAAGAUUUGUCCGACAAAAAAUUAUCAUUUGAUAUUUUGAUGAUACAUUCUCACUUCAACUUCCACCAAAACUAGCGUGGCUGAUGAUCAAUUUCUUUCUUAAGAGAAAUUCCCCUGCCUAUUUCAAGAAAAACCACUUGACGUGUUUAUACAAUGCAAAUGGGUUUUCAGGUCCUAGGUUCCUGUCAAUCCUACAGUCAGGAUCCUAUUGCGAAGGAUGAAGCUGUAACAGGCCUCUAGUGCAAUGUAAAUAUCUUGUUUAGGUUCCAUAUGAACUAAAUUGUAUGGACAGAUCUAAAAAUCUAAUUUGUACCCAAACAAACUUGUGUAAACUAUUUACUUUCAACAAUUCAAAACAAUAAUAUUUCCACUUAUCAGUGAUUGAUUCACCAGAGAUCCAGUCGUAAGGGUGUCAAAGGUGAAACAUGUCAGUACUAGGUCACAAGGCAAAACGUAUGAGGUAAUUUCAUUGAAAGUAGUUUAAUAAAACCUUUAAUUUUAUUACUGUAGUUACAAAUUCCAUAACUAGUAAAAUUAAGUUUGAAACUGAGCGAACUUAAACUACAAAGUUAAAAUGUAAAAAUUACUUUAUAAAUCUCCUGUUUUAAAUUCCAUAUUAAAAUUAAACAUUUGAUCAGUGUUUGUGUUGGUUUAUUUCACUUUCAUGUUCAAUACAAUGUUCAUACAGCUGGCUGAUAUAGGCAGAAGCAGAAAGUGCAUUGACAACAAUAUUUAGUUGAAUAUAAAUUCAGAUUAAAAUCUAAGUUUUCUCUUUCACACCUUUUCGAAACACUGAUUACACAAUAAAACUCCUGAAACAUAAAGGCUUCGCUGUGGAGAGCUAUCUUCAGUUAUGAAAGAUGGAAGACGACUCUCCAUAGUGAAGCCGAAAUAUUUAGAGAAUUCAGUUGUGAAAGUAUUGUAUUGACCUGUGUGAACCAGAAAACUUAGAUGCUAGUUAUGAUAGAGGCUGCAUUAGUCUAAACACUCAAAUAUAUUCAGACAUUUUAUCACUAUUUUAACAGUACAAGAUCAUAAAUUAUUCAUGGAAAACAUUGAUCUAAAGUCUGUGUAAGAGCUUUUCACAGUUUAUAACAUACAUUUGUGUGAAAGAGGAUUAAAUUAACUAUCAUAGUUAAAAUGCGAUAAUAUUUUUAAAAUAUAUAUUUACAGGUUUAUAUACUGUUAUGUGGUCUUAAAGAUACACUAAGUAAUAAUAUUUAUCAAUGGAUUAUUAUGUAAAAAUACAUUUUUAAGCAAUACAUAGUAACGUUUAAAACAAUAAUGUUUUCAGUUAACAAACAAUACAUUGGAAAUAGUUUCAUUUAUAUCUGUAACCAAUGAAAUGUUUGUACUAUACCACUUAGAUUCUACCAUUAGUUUAUGACGAUUCUGGCAGGGUCUAAAUAUAAGCACUGUAUAAUUUUUAUUCAAAAUUUAGCUCAAUAUUUAUUGAUGGGAAAGAAAAGGAUGUGAUUGAAACUCAUAGUAAACCCAGUGAAUGAGGGAACAUAAGAGCAUAUGGCAAACAUUGAGCUCAUAUUUCCAAUGUACAGUCACUGUUAUCAUUAAGUAUUUUUAUACCUUCCAAUAAAAUUUAAGACGGGUUUUUUUCAUACACUUGAUGUCUGUCGAUAGCAUAACAUGCCCCUUCGAGUACUGUGUUAGUGAUCAUUUAAACUUAUUAAAGUUAGCCAUUGUGUGAAAAUGUGAAGUUGAAAAAUCGCAUGUUACUUGUAAUUUUUAAGAAGUUACUCUUUUAUGUUCCUAUCUUCAUGUUACAACUCUAACCAUGCCCAUUUUCGUAUUUUACCAUAAAUGACCAAAUGCCUUACAAUUUACGGUAAUCAUUAAAACUAGUGUUAAGAAUUUUGUUAACGUUUCACAAUAAACCGCGUUCGAAAAGCUGAUUUAAUGUCCUUACAUAUAAUUACUAAGCCAACUAGUAUUGUUCUGGUAAUGUACAUUUUGCCCUUUUAAAGUAAUAUUUCUCUCAACUUUAAGCAGAAUACAGAAACUGCUUUAAAAAGCAAAGUUUUUCUUUAAAAUGUUAUUGAAGCCGAAUCAAAAGUAUUGUGUAUAAUGUAAGAUUGUUGUUAUAAUAACUUGUUUUACCCUAAUUUUCUUUACCAAUCAAACCUUUUUAUGACAAUUAUUGUUUUAUAAAAAAUUUUGUUGUGAGUCAUGUUGUGACUUUCUAAACCAAUAAAGUUACUUCGUCAAAAUGUAGUUCAUGUAUUUUUGGUGCAAUAAAUCACUUUAUUAUA
Messenger RNA from Homalodisca vitripennis (glassy-winged sharpshooter), 12378 nucleotides. Its product is annotated as flocculation protein FLO11. Bases 1 to 3900 code for a protein of 1299 amino acids. The record is from RefSeq and is a predicted model, not a curated record. Lineage: Eukaryota; Metazoa; Arthropoda; Insecta; Hemiptera; Cicadellidae. The transcript has 8 exons.